This is a messenger RNA of Scedosporium apiospermum, 897 nucleotides long. RefSeq lists its product as uncharacterized. Gene Ontology annotation, cellular component: extracellular region. NCBI's taxonomy places the organism in Eukaryota, Fungi, Ascomycota, Sordariomycetes, Microascales, Microascaceae. The transcript is spliced from 2 exons. Gene Ontology annotation, molecular function: hydrolase activity. Bases 1 to 897 code for a protein of 298 amino acids. The record is from RefSeq and is a predicted model, not a curated record.
AUGUCUCACUGCUGGGACUACCAUUCAGAUGCGUCACUUGUCCGCGGUGGCGGCGGCGAUUCAGAAGGCCUCGCGAACACGGUUAACUGGGCAAUAAAGGAAUACAAUGGCGACGCAACGAAGGUGUUCUCAUUUGGCGGUUCCGCAGGCGCCAUGGAAACCAAUGUACUGGCAGCUACGUAUCCGGACGUGUUCAACACCGGCGCAAGCUAUGCCGGCACACCCGCAGGCUGCUGGGCCGGGUCGCCGGAAUCAACACCCUUCACUUCAGACCCGAGCUGUUACCGAGGCCAGAAGACCUACACGGCUCAGGAGUGGGGCGACAUUGCAAGGAAGUCUUACCCCGGUUACGAAGGUAACCGUACGAGAAUGCUCAUAGCCCAUGGCACCGCGGAACCGGUUGUGCCGAUUAUUCUCCUACAGCAGCAGUUGGAUCAGUGGAGCAAUGUGCUGGGUCUAGCCUGGACGAAGAACGAAACGAACACGCCUACCCAGGGCUGGACGAAGAUCAUAUACGGAGAUGGCACCCAGCUGGUUGGCAAGGUCUGCGACGCAUCGAGCUGGGCCGCAUACAAGGUCCACCGUGUCAAGAGGGAUCGACCAGUCCACGAGGAGAGCCAACAGACGAGUGGAGGAAUUGGCAAUUUCGAGACCAAGGCUGUACCCCUGAUACUAGAAAGCCAAGCAAGAUGGAACGAUAAGGUAGCCCGAAAGUCUCCAGUUUCGGAGUCAAACACAGCCGGAGUUCCCGUGAUGGAUCGAUUCGCCCCACGAGAUCCGCAGCGAAACGCGACCCCAGAGGAGGCUCUCAUCACGGCAUCCGCUGGCUCUUCCAUAUCCCAAAGCGGUCUGCCCAUCCGCUCGAGCCCGGCUACGACCGUCGAAUGGAUUCCAUAG